AUGGCAGAAUCAGCAGGAUCGAUGGAGGGCAAAAAACGCAAAGCUCUGGCCGCUUUAUGCUUAUUAAAUGUGAUCGAUGACGACAGAAGACAUUGGAAAAGAGGCAAAACAAAAGAUUGGAUGAAGCGCCGAGAAGAAAAAGGCUAUGUUAGCAACAUUAUAACAGAGCUUAGUAUUGAAGAUACUGCUGCUUACAAGGAGAUGAUGAGGAUGUCUCAUGCAGACUUCCUAUUUCUGCUAUCAUUGGUCGAAAGGGAUAUAACACCACAAGCCAUUUUAGGUGGAAGUCCAACAAUAACACCAAAAUCAAGGUUGGCCCUCACCAUUAGAUUUCUCGCCACUGGAGAAAGUUACAGGUCUUUACGAUUCCAAUUUCGAAUAUCAACAUCAGCCAUAUCUUACAUUGUAAAUGAAGUUUGUGCUGCCAUAGUUAAAAAUGUUGGUCCUCUUUACCUCAAAGUACCUUCAUCUGUUGAGGAGUGGGAUGAAAUUGCAGCAAGGUUUAACGAAUUAUGGCAUUAUCCCAAUUGUGUUGGAGCUUUGGAUGGUAAGCAUAUUGUCAUUCAACCACCUGCAAAUUCUGGAUCACAUUAUUACAAUUACAAACACUCGCAUUCGAUAGUUUUACUUGCACUUGCGGGACCGAAUUAUGAAUGUUUAUAUGCCGAUGUUGGUACAAAUGGUCGUGUAUCUGAUGGAGGAGUAUGGAACAAAUGUGAUCUUUCUAAAGCUAUCGAAGAGAAAAAAUUGCUGUUGCCAGAACCCAAAUGCUUACCUUCUGGUAUAGAGAAGGUACCUUAUGUAGUUGUAGCUGACGAGGCAUUUGCAUUGCAGAAUUUUUUGAUGAAACCAUAUCCACAAUGUGGACUCACAGAUGACAAACGCAUAUACAAUUAUAGGCAUAGCCGUGCUAGAAGAUUCUAUGGAAAUCUAUUUGGCAUUAUUGCAAACCGUUAG
Messenger RNA from Rhopilema esculentum, 957 nucleotides. NCBI's taxonomy places the organism in Eukaryota, Metazoa, Cnidaria, Scyphozoa, Rhizostomeae, Rhizostomatidae. The record is from RefSeq and is a predicted model, not a curated record.